Messenger RNA from Brienomyrus brachyistius, 4981 nucleotides. RefSeq lists its product as uncharacterized. NCBI's taxonomy places the organism in Eukaryota, Metazoa, Chordata, Actinopteri, Osteoglossiformes, Mormyridae. The transcript is spliced from 20 exons. Gene Ontology annotation, molecular function: zinc ion binding. The record is from RefSeq and is a predicted model, not a curated record. Bases 121 to 4845 code for a protein of 1574 amino acids.
UGGUUUGCGCUGAACUGGGCUGGGGGUAAAUGGAAGCGCUGGUAUAACGCAAUAUUCACCGCUGUCCAUCUUUUAAGGCACAGAAAUCGUGGAGCAGUGUGGCAUUGAACUGCUGCAGAAAUGUCCGACGGCGCGGUCGAAAGGAUAACUGAUGUCGCGAAAGAAAAAGAAGGAGACUGGAACGGCGCAGCGCCCGAGGCAGCUGGUGGCUUCGGGAAGUGCGAUGCCUGUGGAGCGGCGCACAGUCCCCACGCGUGUCCCCAGCUCCUCCCGUGCCUGCACUCCUUGUGCAAAGUGUGUUUGCAGUCGGGCGCCCAGGACGAUGUUAGAGUGUGUCCAGUGUGUAACGGCAAGUACACGCUCACAGAGGUCAAGAAUGAUCCAUUCUUCAGGGGGUACACCUACAGUUCCGAAGACCAAGUGCAAAACAAGUGUGGGGGCUGCGACGACACAGCGGUUUCUGGUUGGUGUGUGGAGUGCAGAGAAGCCCUGUGCGCAGCCUGUGUUCUGGCCCACAGGAGAGUGAGGGUGACCCGAGACCACGAGGUUCUGCCACAUCAGGUGUCGUCGAAAGGCUGUGCUCCUACAACCUUCUGCCUCAUACAUAAAGAAGAACCAAUGAAGCUCUUCUGCUUGUCAUGUGAUCGGCUGACUUGUCGUGACUGCCAGCUGACUUACCACAGGAAUCACCGCUUCCAGUUUGUCAGUGAGGCCAUGGCUGAUUUAAAGCAAGAUGUCCGCAAACUGAUGGAGAAGGUUCAGUGUCAGAAGGGUCAUGUUAAGAAAAGCCUGCUAGACCUGGAUGGAAGGCUGUCGGACCUCACAGUGCUGCAGUACAAGGUGAAGAUGGAGCUUCGGGAAGCCAUCCUUUCUCUCCGCAAUGUGCUGGUGGCACGGGCGGUACAGCUGGUCGAGGAAAUGCAGGGGUACUGUGGACGCGAGAUGGACAUCAUUUCUAAGAGGCAGCAGGUACUGAGGAAGCUGAAGGAACAUCAGGAGCACGUCCUGGCCUUUGCAGAGCGGGCCCUGGAUAUGGACGACCAUUUUACCUUGCUUACAUGCAAGAACGAGAUCCAGCAGCAGCUGCAGAACCUCUUAACCUGCUCCACCCAGCCGACCACUUCCAUGAUAGAGAUGGAACUUCGGUUUGAACAGGAGCUCCACAAAAUCAUCACUAAUUAUGGUCAAAUUUUGGUGAAGUAUGUACCAUUUAAACCUUCAGAUCAUCCCUUUCCAAGCAAGCAUGCUAAACCUGUUCCGGAACCUCACCCCGCACCCGAACUUCGCCCAGCACCGGAACCUCACCCCAACCUCACCCCGCACCCGAACUUCGCCGUGCGCCGGAACCUCACCCCGCACCCGAACUUCGCCGUGCGCCGGAACCUCACCCCGCACCCGAACUUCACAGUGCGCCGGAACCUCACCCCGCACCCGAACUUCGCCGUGCGCCGGAACCUCACCCCGCACCCGAACUUCGCCGUGCGCCGGAACCUCACCCCGCACCCGAACUUCGCCGUGCGCCGGAACCUCACCCCGCACCCGAACUUCGCCGUGCGCCGGAACCUCACCCCGCACCCGAACUUCGCCGUGCGCCGGAACCUCACCCCGCACCCGAACUUCGCCCUGCGCCGGAACCUCACCCCGCACCCGAACUUCGCCGUGCGCCGGAACCUCACCCCGCACCCGAACUUCGCCGUGCGCCGGAACCUCACCCCGCACCCGAACUUCGCCGUGCGCCGGAACCUCACCCCGCACCCGAACUUCGCCGUGCGCCGGAACCUCACCCCGCACCCGAACUUCGCCGUGCGCCGGAACCUCACCCCGCACCCGAACUUCGCCGUGCGCCGGAACCUCACCCCGCACCCGAACUUCGCCGUGCGCCGGAACCUCACCCCGCACCCGAACUUCGCCCUGCGCCGGAACCUCACCCCGCACCCGAACUUCGCCCUGCGCCGGAACCUCACCCCGCACCCGAACUUCACAGUGCGCCGGAACCUCACCCCGCACCCGAACUUCGUCGUGCGCCGGAACCUCACCCCGCACCCGAACUUCGGCGUGCGCCGGAACCUCACCCCGCACCCGAACUUCGGCGUGCGCCGGAACCUCACCCCGCACCCGAACUUCGCCGUGCGCCGGAACCUCACCCCGCACCCGAACUUCGUGCCGGAACUUCACCCCGCACCCGAACCUCGCCGUGCGCCGGAACCUCACCCCGCACCCGAACCUCGCCGUGCGCCGGAACCUCACCCCGCACCCGAACUUCGCCCUGCGCCGGAACCUCACCCCGCACCCGAACCUCGCCCAGUGCCGGAACUUCACCCCGCACCCGAACCUCACCCAGCACCAGAACCUCAGCCCGCACCCGAACUUCGCCCUGCGCAGGAACCUCACCCGGCUCCUGACCAUGUGCCACCCAGGCAGAGCCCUGAUGCCCCCAAACCACGUUCAGUUCAGCCAGAUCUGCACUUCUCUCCUUUGCCCCACCAAAGUACUAAACGCUCCCACGUCGCUGUCAUUACUACCUGGAAGCCCCCUUCUGUUGUGAGACCACAUUCCCAUCCUUCUUCAGUCUCUCCCUUUCGCUUCGUCUCCUGUCCUCCUUCCGUCAUUCAGCAUAGCUCUUGGACAAAAACACCUAUUGUGUCAGUGCGAUUGGACACACCGAAGGUGACUGGGAAAUCUGUGGCUCCCUGUGGCGUGCGUCCUGCCUCUACCUUAGUGGUGACAUCUGGGACGUUACCCAUGCCACUCUUGCUCACUCUUGCUAAUGUCAUGGUACCGGUGGCUUCCCGGACAGUUGGACUGGCGCAAAAUACAAAAGCCGGCCCAGAAAACAAAAAGACAUUUCAUACAUCCGCCUCUCAAUCUAACUAUCAAGCCACACAUGCAUUUAGCCAGAUCACAACACCUCAGAGUAUAGGAUCUGCCAACACACCAGCCACCUGUUUAGGCUCUGCUCGGCCCAUCAUCAAGCUGUCUCCAUGCGUCUUCUGCAGUGCGCUACCUGUAAAAGCACUGGCAGAUUCUCCCUGCGAGAGGCUGCCCCCAGCCGUUAGCUUGCCAGAAGCCAAGCAAGUUCUCACGCCCUCUGAGAACAGACCGACCUCCACGGUAAUGGAGGCAGACACGCCUUCGUUCACUGAGGAUUCAGUUACUGAGGGUACGGCCAGCAGCCAACCUUUUAGCGCAGAUGAGAGACUGGCGACUCCAGUCACUGCACCCAUGAGCACAGACAUUGCGAAAACAACUGUGGUCACUGCAGACAGUAAUGUGGGUAUCGGAAAUGCAGUCACUGGGGCAGACAGUGAGACAGCUGUGCUCGUUGAACACCCUACCAUCAUGACUGCAGGCAGCAGAAACAACAUUUUUGCGUCUCAGGAAAUGACCACAGAUAGUGGUAACAGGGCAACUGUUACACUCAUCGACAUACCUAUAGCAUACCGACAUACCACAGCUGGGGCAGGCACCAGUGAACUGACUACAGACAUGAGCACAGUAGGUGUGAACAUGGCCGUCAAAGGAGAAACAACUGAAGCAAACACUAACACCUCCGCUGUACUUGCAGACCGUGACAUUACCACAGGUCAGCACCUUUCCCAGGCAAAUGGACAGAUUCAGGUCACAGCUUCUGCUUGCAGCCAAAUUCCUAGCCCAACUGUAAGUGGAAAAUGCAAGCCGAGCCAGAACUUUACAAUUUCAUCUGAGCCGUCCACAACGCCUUCAAGCUUCCGAGAGUCUCCGGAAGGGCGCACAGUGACCCCCCCUCAGGCAGACUCCUUACGCCCUGAGCUGGGUCAACAGAAGAUGCCUGAGGGAUUCAUCAGUUUGAAGAACGACAAAUUAGGAUCCGCCCCAAGCUUCACCCAGUUUAAAUUAGAAGACGAAAGUUUCGAGUGUCCACUUGAGGAGGAUGAUGACAGUGGGGAGACCAGCCUGCAUAGUGGGAAGACCCAUGCUUGCAGUGAGCCGGUGGACAGGUGUCUGCUUCCUCGUGUCUCCUUGUUUCGAAUUCCUAUCCCCAUGCCUCCCCCGGGUCGUGCUCUGCCCAGCUUCUAUGUCGUCCCAGGCACCAAAAAGAAUGAGAUCCUGCUGCAGAUAAUGGAGGACAAGGUCCAGUCUUCUGUCUCUCCGGAUUCUGCCACUGUGUCCACUUGUCUGAGAGCCCCUCCUCCCCCCCCGAGGAAUGACGGCGCGCGGUUUUGUGCCGUUUGCCGCGUCCCGGGGGCAAUAAUGGUUUGUUCAGUAUGCGGCUGCAGCUUCCACAGGAAGUGUCACAUCCCGUCAGUCAAUUCUGAAGCAAGCAGUGCCGACUGGCAGUGCAUGCUGUGCAGGGACUUCUCCGAUGUGGGGGAUCAGUACUGCAGUAGUGUGGAUGGGCAGCCGUCUCUCAGCCUCCUGGAGCAGAGGAAAUGUGAACACGUGCUACUUGUGCUGUUGUGUGAGACAUACAGCUCGGCCCUGUACCAGCCAGUAGAGUCAUCAUCUCGCUCCUCGCGGAGCAUCAGCAUCAUGAGCAUACAAGGCCGUCUGUCACGGGACCUGACGCCUCUUUACCACACUCCCUCUCAGUUCGUGUCUGACGUCCGGCUCCUGUUUGACAUCCUGAAAAGCUCAAAGGAAUCCAGCAAAAUCGGCAAGCUGCAGAGCUGUUUUGAGAAGACCCUUUGCGACGUUUUCGGGAAGAGCGCCGACGACUUCCCGAAGAAUGCAUUCCAAAAGGAGCCAGAGGCUAGGGAAAGGGUAGAAGCGGCAAGCCCAAGACACAGCGAGACGCUGAAGAGGAUGAGAGAGUUCCUAAGGAAGAAUCCAUCUGAGCCACCCACGAAACGCCAUAAGGAUUGCUAGAACAGUCGACUGAUGGGAAAAGUAUUCACCACAUUUCCUGUGAACUGACAUUUCCAUGUUUGUUUUUUUUACUUUAAAAUUAGUACAUUUUUACAAUAAAAGUGCUAUGCAUUUUAAUGUUUGAUUUGAUAUUUUG